This is a messenger RNA of Postia placenta MAD-698-R-SB12, 945 nucleotides long. RefSeq lists its product as hypothetical. Lineage: Eukaryota; Fungi; Basidiomycota; Agaricomycetes; Polyporales; Adustoporiaceae. The annotation marks the transcript as partial. Gene Ontology annotation, cellular component: plasma membrane. The record is from RefSeq and is a predicted model, not a curated record. The transcript has a single exon.
AUGUCCAACAUACCAGACCCGGAGUCUGAGGGCGCUGCGUCGCCCGCGGCGACGCCUGCAGUGACGCCGACCACGUCCACCUUUGUCGGUCGCCUGCCCCUCCAUCGCAGCGUAAGUCGCGGGUCGCAGUGGUCCAUACCGGACACCCCUCGUCACCACCACCAGGGUACUUCAUACUUCCCAGAAACGUCCAGACCCGUCUCGCCGCGCCUCACGACACAUUCUAUGCGGAAUGCCUCCUCGAACUCGAAGAGACGUCGGCCAGGCAGGAGCACCAGUAUCACCAGUUCGCAUGCGACUGCGCGGGGGUACGGCGAGGAAUCAGAGAUACUUGGCGAGGAGGCCGAGGAGGAGGAUGACAGCGAUAAUGUCAUUGUGGAAGAAGACGGGGAGCACGCUCAUCACGACGGAGACGAGGAGGACGAGCCAGGUUCGCUCCGAGAAGACGACCCGAUAACGCUCAGAGACCGGCAGUCGCUCAUCAAUGUCGAGCAUCCCUUUGGUUUGCCCAUUUGGAAACCUGCGCUGUACAAGAAGUCGAGGUCCGUGACUCGCUAUGCCGAUCAGGCGCUGCAUUCCAUUCCUUCCGCUCAGGCGGAGCGCCAUCUACUGCCAGGGAACAUCCUCUGGACGAUCAUAUUCGGUUGGUGGCUCGCUAUAUGCUGCUUUCUUGUGUCUGGUGUCCUCUAUCUUGUCCCAAGAGGUGGCAAGCAAUAUUCGACGCUCGUGUUCGGCCUUGGAUGGUAUAUCGCCUGGCCGUUCGGUAAGUAUGUGGAAAGCGACGUUGGCUCUUCACCCGCAGAGGAUGAGGAGGCCGGAGCUGACACCAUCGUUGAACAUCCCGACGAGGAUGAGGCCGAACGUACGCACCAACCGUCGGUGUCCGAGGAGAGUGACACGGAAUCUACUCCCCGAGGGGAUGUCUCCGAAUCUAGCCAUGACACG